Staurois parvus is the source of this 490-nucleotide messenger RNA. The record is from the annotation of a GenBank genome assembly. NCBI's taxonomy places the organism in Eukaryota, Metazoa, Chordata, Amphibia, Anura, Ranidae.
GGAUUGGAACACCUGAAUCACAUGAUAUGGAGGGGAUUGGAACACCUGAAUCACAUGAUUGGGAGGGGAUUGGAACACCUGAAUCACAUGAUUGGGGAGGGGAUUGGAACACCUGAAUCACAUGAUAUGGAGGGGAUUGGAACACCGGAAUCACAUGAUAUGGAGGGGAUUGGAACACCUGAAUCACAUGAUUGGAGGGGAUUGGAACACCUGAAUCACAUGAUAUGGAGGGGAUUGGAACACCUGAACCACAUGAUAUUGAGGGAUUGGAACACCUGAAUCACAUGAUUGGGAGGGAUUGGAACACCUGAAUCACAUGAUAUGGAGGGGAUUGGAACACUUGAAUCACAUGAUUUGAAGGGAUUGGAACACCUGAAUCACAUGAUUGGAGGGGAUUGGAACACCUGCAUCACAUGAUUGGAGGGGAUUGGAACACCUGAAUCACAUGAUUUGGAGGGGAUUGGAACACUUGAACCACAUGAUUUGAAGG